AUGAAAAGAGGAAGAGCUGGAACACUAAAAAACAAAAUGAGAAUUACCCUAUCCUUACCCGUGGGUGCACUCAUCAACUGCUGUGAUAAUAGUGGAGGAAAAAACCUAUAUAUUAUUGCCGUUCAGGGUUUUGGCUCCUGCUUGAAUAGACUACCUGCGGCUUCACUUGGAGAUAUGGUAUUGGCCACUGUGAAAAAGGGAAAGCCAGACUUAAGAAAAAAAGUACUGAAUGCUAUAAUCACGCGCCAGUCUAAGGCAUGGAGAAGACAUGAAGGAUAUUUCAUUUACUUUGAAGAUAAUGCUGGUGUCAUUGUGAACCCCAAAGGAGAAAUGAAGGGAUCAGCAAUAACAGGACCUGUUGCAAGAGAAUGUGCAGAGUUGUGGCCCAAGUUAUCUUCUGCUGCUUCAGCAAUUGUUUAA
Plasmodium gonderi is the source of this 420-nucleotide messenger RNA. Its product is annotated as 60S ribosomal protein L23. The record is from RefSeq and is a predicted model, not a curated record. The transcript has 2 exons. Bases 1 to 420 code for a protein of 139 amino acids. Gene Ontology annotation, molecular function: large ribosomal subunit rRNA binding; structural constituent of ribosome. Gene Ontology annotation, cellular component: ribosome; cytosolic large ribosomal subunit. NCBI's taxonomy places the organism in Eukaryota, Apicomplexa, Aconoidasida, Haemosporida, Plasmodiidae. Gene Ontology annotation, biological process: translation.